This is a messenger RNA of Pomacea canaliculata, 2852 nucleotides long. RefSeq lists its product as uncharacterized. Bases 173 to 1219 code for a protein of 348 amino acids. Lineage: Eukaryota; Metazoa; Mollusca; Gastropoda; Architaenioglossa; Ampullariidae. The record is from RefSeq and is a predicted model, not a curated record. The transcript is spliced from 5 exons.
UAUUAUUGUUAAUUUUUUCUAUAUCAUCUCAUUAAUAAUCACUAUUUAUUACUUUCUGAGAAUAAAGACUUUACAAUCGCGCACUGGACAAAUAGAUAUAUGACAACAAACAUGGCGGGAAGUUUGCGAUGCUAGUGUUAAAUAAUUGUUUUGCUUUUCUUCAUCGUUGGCUAUGGGACCAGGCGAUGGAAGAUGCGACUUUGUCGUGCACGAGCCUGAUGUGGCAGUUUAUAAUCCGACAGGGCUGGACCCACCAGUUUGGGAACCAAGACCGGAGGACAUAAUAUCGAUGUUUCAACAGCUGGAGUCACAAAAGAUUUUGGCUCUUACAUGGGUUUGCCCAGGAAGACUUCCUCCACCCAAAGAAUCAUCAGACAUGACUGCAGACUUUCCUUCAGAAGAAGAAGAUGAUAAUGAUGAGAAGACAGAGGAAAGAAAAAUCCCAGAGCCAAGCGAAUUUGACUUUGAUGAUGCAGCUAGCGAGACCACCAAAAUGACACCACGAACACCAGUGUCAUCCAAGACUAAACGACCGGAGAGGCGCAUGGCCAGCAUGGACAAUGUACUCAGCUCUUUACGCAGACAGCAGAAGGCUGAACGAGAAGCCAGGAAGGGUCAAGGUCGCAGUCCUGGCACAUCCCCAUUUCGAACAAGUGCUUCACGCAUGAGUGCAUUCCCAUCAGGUGGGUCACCUGUCUCGCGAUUUGGUGCUGUUGGGAGUUCACUGUAUGGCAGUGGCAGCACUUCACGCAUGAAUGUCACUGCAUCACCUAGAAUGGGACAGGCUUCUGGGUCACCCUCAGCUUCCAGGUCAGCCAACUCACCUUCAACCUCAAGGUUCAGUGCAUCCUCUGAGGCAGCAAAGAUGGGGGUAACAGGGUCACCUCUAAGCAUGAGACCAGUCAGCUCACCUUCCAAUAUGCAUAGUUAUGGCCCUGGAAUACAGAUGUCACAGUCACCUAGGGUGGGAUCACCAGCAGCUGCUACUUCCUCGUCAUAUCUGAUGGGCAUGUCCAACCCCAAUGCAGAUGCAGGCUUAUCUACCCUGCAGUCUGUGCCAGGUUCCUCGGGAUCUUUGAUGGGUACAGCCUCAGGCAUGGAUAUAACAUGUGACCCUGGCAGAGGCUUUGGCCCUAUGACCACUGCUGGUGUAGGAGCCAGACCUAACAUGAUGUUGAUGGAAACAGAGAACCUUCUUGGUGAUUUAGGAAAGACAUAGCUUGUUUAAUUUUGUCUCGUUUGUUUUAGUUGUUUCAAACUGCAUGUCUCAUGCAACAGCAAGGAACAGUAAACCGGGACAUCAUUGUAGAUUAUUACUUGAAGGAAAUGCAAGCACUUCACUUUAAGUUGGAAAAGUGCUCUCUCCAUAUAAUUUGCUACUGUGGUGGGAUGGUAGGGGUCUUAGGUAUUGGUAAAAAGGCAGUUUUGAAAGCAUGCUUAAAUUACUGAUGGAAAGAAUAAAGGACAAAAUAAUUUAUAAUUAGCUUGAGUGAUAGUUCCCUUAUGCUGUACUUAACUGUGCACAACAUAGAUGGUUUUGUGAUAUCAAAAAAAAAGUUUCUGGUUUACAUAUUUUUCUGAAAAAUUUUCAUACUUUGUGGUUCGUUUCAAAGAAUUUUAACAUUACAGCUGGGUAUUGAGUUAAUAAUAAUAAUAGGCAAGUUUAAUGCAUUUUACGCAAAAGACAAGGGGCAGUAAGUAAUGAUGUUACAGGACAGAUGAGCACUACAGUUAGGAAAACAUGCAUGCACAGUGAGCGUCGUCAGGAAUAUGAAAGAACACAGAAAUUAGAGUAAGGUGGAGAAAGAAACAGGUUAAACCAAUAAUAAUAGGUAUUUUCGAAAGAUGUUUGAAGUCCAGAUCAAAAAAAAAAAAAUGCAGCAUCCCCCUGUGAAGAGAAACAAAUGCAGGGCAUUCCAAAUGCUUUUUUACCAAUACUGGGGCCAGAAAAAGAAUGAGCAACAGCUGAACCUCUCCAGUCUGAUAAUGUGGGACUGAGAAAUCUGGAAUGGGCAGAGCAAACUGACUUGCUAGCCUAGGAGGAUGACAACAGCUCAGACAGAUUAGGACAAUACAAAUGCCAACACAAGCUGCUUUGUGGACACAACAGAGAUGUCUGAUCAUACAGUUCAAGAAAAAUGGACUUGCAAACUGAGGUCAUGUUCUCAAAAGAAAAUGUAUUGCAAGUUUAAUGAAGUACAAGUUAUUCAUUGAAGUUUUAUGAAUUAAAUACUUCAUUUCAUCCUAUCCUUGAAUAAUAAACUCCAAAAUUGUAUUAUUGUACUGUAAACUCCAAAAUUGUAUUAUUGUACUGUAAACUCCAAAAUUGUAUUAUUGUAUUGGAAUAUGAAAUUUCAUAAGAGGAAUACGUCACCUAAUGAUUCGAAUCUUAUGUAUAUAAAUAAGUAUCUUUCUACUUUGUGAAAAUAUAAUCUGUAGUUGUCUGUCUGCAUGUUUUCAUUUUUUGAGUGUCUGUUGGUGAGUGACAUAAAAGUUUAGUCCUUGCUUCUCUCCCAAACAUGGAUUGUGCAAUGUGGAUUCACUCUGUACAUUCUGCAAAAUUAAAAUAAUUCCUGUUUUCUAUUUUAGCUGAUCUGAAAGCUGUCAUCGUCGGUUUGUAAAACAAUUUUGCUGGUGCAUUGGCUUCUAGCCACAGAGGGACAAUGCAGCAGUAUUUUACAUUCUGAAACUUCAUGAACUACCUUUUGUAAUGAUGUCAUAGCCAGUCGCUUGGUGAUUUUGGACAAACACCUCUUAGCAGCAUUAUUCCUCGAUUUUAACAAAAUAAUCACAGCGAAAAGAUAAAUGGUUUGUGCAACUCCUAUUCAAGUUAUCUUUAAAAAACUUGAUGA